Helianthus annuus (common sunflower) is the source of this 2064-nucleotide messenger RNA. Its product is annotated as protein FAR1-RELATED SEQUENCE 5-like. Bases 1 to 2064 code for a protein of 687 amino acids. The record is from RefSeq and is a predicted model, not a curated record. The transcript is spliced from 8 exons. NCBI's taxonomy places the organism in Eukaryota, Viridiplantae, Streptophyta, Magnoliopsida, Asterales, Asteraceae. Gene Ontology annotation, biological process: regulation of DNA-templated transcription.
AUGGCUUCGAACACACUCAUUGAUGGUGUAGAUGAUAUUGAGUUGAUACUGCGUAUAACUUUUACAAAGCUUACAUAUAAGCUGGAGGAGGGUCAAAAAGAGUUUCGACCUGUCGAUACUUUAGUCGAACAGCCGUUUGAUAGGUGGGUACGUAGGGUACCAUCCAAAAGGACCGGAUGCCAAGCUGCGAUCAGAAUAAAGCUUACCGAUGACAAGAAGUAUUUGUUGUAUCAUUUUAAAGAGGCGCACAACCAUGAUUUUGUGCACGAAGAAGAUUUACAUCUUCUCAAGGAAAACAGGGGUAUUAAUCGUGCACACGAAAAGAUGAUAAACAAGAUGUCAAAUCUCAACAUUGGUCCUGUUCGUGCAUUUAACAUUAUGAAGGAAGUGUAUGGUGGGUUCGACAAAGUCGGUGCGACCAAAGUCGAUUUUAAAAAUUUCAAGAAAGAAUUAAAUCUUUUUAUCGGAGAGUUUGAUGCUGAAAUGUUUGUCAAGCGACUAAUGAGGAAAAAGGAGUUUUUACCGAACUUCUCUUGUGAAUAUGAAACGACAGACGAAGGUGUGUUGAAGUGCAUUUUUUGGGCCAACGAGGAUAUGAAGAGGAAUUAUUAUGUGUUUGGAGACGUUAUAUCAUUUGAUGCUACCUACAAGCGUAACAAGUAUAACAAGAUGUUUGUCCCUUUCACUGGUAUUGAUAAUCAUAAUAGGAACGUCACACUUGGUGCUGCAAUUCUCGGUUCUGAAAUGGCAGAGACGUAUAUCUGGCUACUUAAGGCGAUCAAGAACGCAUAUGGGUACGCGCCUCCCGUAAUCGUUACUGACCAAGACCCUGCGAUGAAAAGGGCUAUAGCUGAUGUUUGGCCUGAGUUGAGGCAUCGGUUAUGUAUGUGGCACAUCAUGGAUAAACUCACUACAAAGGUCGGGGCUGCCCUGUGUUCAAAUACAUAUUUCAGGAAAAGAUUGUCUGUAGUUGUUUGGACUGAUUCUCUAUUGCACGAAGCGUUUGAGAUUGAAUGGGCAACCAUUUUAAAUGAUUUCGGUUUAACCGACCAUGAAUGGCUGACGUAUAUGUACGGGCUACGUGAAUCAUGGAUUCCAGCUUACUAUCGCGAAGAAGAAAUGUCUGGUCUUAUGCGGACAUCAUCUAGGUCCGAAAGCGAGAAUCACUUUUUUGGCAAGAUUGGCAAUCCAAAGUGCACGUUGGUUGAAUUUCUUAGCCACUUCGACACAACUAUUGAAGCGCAAAGACACGAGCAUCGAAAAAACGAUCAUGACACUCGAUACACCAACCCUGGAGAGUGGAGUGUUUUUGUUCUCGAGAAGCAAGCAGCUCAGAUAUAUACCAAAACUAUAUUUUUUGAUGUUCAACUCGAGAUUCAACAUGCUAUUCAUCGUUGUACUAGUGUCAGAUUAGAUCACGUUAUGAUACGCGAGGAGGAUGUUACUACGCGUGAAGCUGUUCCAAAUAGUUCCCCCGGGUCCAUUCUUACGGAUGGUGGAGAUCCAGAUCGUAGUGAGGAGGUUAACCGGUGUGUUCGUGAGAUUAGUCACGCAGCUGAGUAUGUUGUGAACAAGUUGAUUUCAAAAUUUGAUCAUUUGUGUGAUUUUCGUGAUCAUAUCAAGCAGUUUAUGUCAGUCGCUGAUGAAGCUCAGAUAAAUGCACUUCCCAAGACACGACGUAAUCGAUUUGCUGAACUACUGGGAGUUGCUCCAGAGAGCACGACGAUUAUCCGUGUUCUAGUUGGUACCAGGUUCAAGGGUUGUGGUUCUCAUAAACGCCUUAAAUCUCAAAAGGAGCGAGCCAUAAGUCAGUCUGGAACUAAACGUCGUCAAUGUUCAUUAUGUAAAAAAUAUGGUCAUAACAGAGUAACAUGUUGGAAAUACAUCGUGGCUGUGCCUGAGGCAGGUGAUUCGCGGAAUGCUAAAGGUAAUGAAGCUACAAUUGGUGAAGGAGACGCUGCUACAGUUGUUGAAGGUGAUGGUCCUGGAUCAAACAAUGCUGAUGAUGUGUUUUACACAUUUGGAAACGAUGCAGAUAUGGAUGAUGAAGACAUGGCAGAGUAG